Gloeophyllum trabeum ATCC 11539 is the source of this 657-nucleotide messenger RNA. RefSeq lists its product as uncharacterized. The transcript has a single exon. The record is from RefSeq and is a predicted model, not a curated record. The coding region runs from base 1 to 657 and encodes 218 amino acids. Lineage: Eukaryota; Fungi; Basidiomycota; Agaricomycetes; Gloeophyllales; Gloeophyllaceae.
AUGGUCUCCCAACCACCAAAGCACAAGUCAUCAAACCCUGAGGCCUGGAUGACCUGGGUCGCAUCGCUUUCGGAUGCGCAAAAAGAGGAGGUCAAUAGGGAGCAUCAGAACGCUAACAGCACUAAAGUACAGAUCUGGGAAGCGGCUGCCUCAAGGCCUGGCACCGGAGAGUCAGACCAGGUGCUCUCGGCCCUCUUGAGGACCUUGUCAUUAGUGUCGCUGAUCUUGGUCCAAGACAAUGGCGGCAGUGGCGGUGAGGAGGACGGACACCCCAGAACACCACUUCCAAACAAGAUCUCAUUGGAUAACCUGGAUACCUCCAACUUGUCCCCUGGCUCAGCAGCUGUUUAUCGUGCUUAUCAGGAGUUCAAGUGGCACCUUUUCCAGGAAAAGGGCGAUGAACAGACAUCAGAGCUCCUGGCUACCAAGCAGCCGAGAGUCCUUAAGUCAACAGAUGAUGAGGUGGAGGUCCAGCCGGGCGAGUCCAUUCAGCUUGGAAUGUUUCACAAGGAACUGUUCACCCUUUUUGACAAUAACCAGUAUAUCCCGAUCACCCUCUUUACUCCCAAGGAGCACAAGUUGCUUUUACAGAAAGGUGAUUGGCUCCCCAAAAUGAAGCUUGACUCGAAACAUCAGCAAAACAGCAUGACCGUCUAA